Molecule: messenger RNA, 5957 nt
Organism: Vidua chalybeata
Lineage: Eukaryota; Metazoa; Chordata; Aves; Passeriformes; Viduidae
Gene: NOXO1
Product: NADPH oxidase organizer 1
Exons: 10
Coding region: 3423-4844 (473 amino acids)
Biological process (GO): superoxide anion generation
Molecular function (GO): superoxide-generating NADPH oxidase activator activity; protein binding; phosphatidylinositol binding
Source: RefSeq, a predicted model, not a curated record
UCUGCCUUGUCCCCCCUCAGGGUGUGAGGGGACUCUGCCAUGAUCCCCCGAGGGUGUGAGGGGACUCUGCCAUGUCCUUCCUGAGGGUGUGAAGGGGCUCUGCCGUGUCCCUCCUGAGGGUGUGAGGGGACUCUGCCAUGUCCCUUCAGUGGGUGUCAAAGACCAGUUCCUCUCAUAUGGCCCUCCCAAAUGAGCAGAAAAAUACGUAUAAAUAUGUGUUCCUAUGGGGUGUGGAGCAUCUCUGUGAUGAGGAGAGACUGCGGGAGCUGGGCCUGGUCAGUGUGGAGAAGGGAAGGCUGAGAGGGGAUCCCAUCAAUCCAUACAAAUCCCUCCCAGGGGUGUCAGAGGAUGGUGCCACACUCUGUUCAGUGACAGGAUGAGGAGCAGUGCCCAGGAACUAAAACACAACAAGUUCCAUGCUGACAUGAGGAGGAACCUCUUUGCAGUGAGGGUGGCAGAGCCCUGGAACAGCUGCCCAGGGAGGGUGUGGAGUCUCCCUCAGGAGACAUCCCAAACCCACCCGGACAUGUUCCUGUGUCACCUGCUCGGGGCAGGGGGCUGGACUGGUUGAUCUCUUCCAAACUCAACUAUUCUGGGAUUCUGGGAUGUGUAGAUACUGUGUGUGGCAGAUCCUGUGGUACGCAGCAGCUCCCCUUCAUGCCAGCGGGGCUGACGGGCACCUCAGCGUUAUCUCCAGCAGAGUCAUACAAUCAACAGGGCAAUUUUAUAGACAAACACGUGGAUAACUCCAUUCAACUCACGCUCCUUUAUAGGAACACGCCCAUAUGAAGUUUUCAUGUUUUUAACAUCUGCCACAUGCUUGUAAAUCCAUACUGAGGGAGGAUUUUCCUCUUUCUGAGAGUGUUGGCACGUGUUUCACCACGGCAGGCACUGCCUGGGAGUGGCUGGUCUCCUCGGGGUGAUGGAGAGCCAGACCUGGCCCCUGGACCUUGGUUUUGAGUGGACAUUUCACAUUUUUUCUUUUAUUUCCAGAGAGCCACAGGCUUGUGAGCACAUGAACGUGGUGACCUGGGCAACUGUCCAGCCUGGCAUCAGACUUAGGAGCUUGCUCUUUCACCCCUUGAAAAUGUUAAUUAGCUGUGGCCUUACAAAAUUCUUAAUACAGGUCAGAGGGUGGAAACUUGGAGAGCAGCACAGACUUGCUCUCAUCCUUCUUUUUGGCUUGAUUCUGUCAUGCUCUUAAAGGUUUGAGAGCCACAAAUGUCCUACCGUAAGCAAUGUGAAUUUUGUAUCCACCUCAACUUUUUUCCUGUCCAUCACCUGUAGGUCAAGUGAAAAAUAUGAUUAUUUUGUUUAAUGCAAACAAAUGUAUGUCCAGGAUGGAGCUGGACCAAAAAGUCACCUUAUAUAUAAAUAUAUAUAUGUGAUUUAUUUAACACAGUGUGGUAUAAAAUGUGUAUUGGAAAAAGCAUCAUUUUAGAGAAAUACCUCAAAGACUUGCCCUCAAAAAUACUUAAACUCAUGGUGUAUUUCAUGUGCAAAUGGCUGAACUGUUCCUGCUCUGUGGAGCACUGGGCUGAUAGUCUGGAUCUCCAUCUUGGGGUCUCUAUUUACCAGUGCUCCUUUAUUUUUAUUUAUUUGCAAUUUCUUGGGAAUAUUUCUUUGCUGAUUUUUGUGAGGGAGGGAGAAGACACGUGAGUAACUGGUGAGGAACUGCUGGAAGUUCCUAAACUUGUCUAAACUUGUCUAAAGUUGUAGACAACUGUAAAGAUAAAUUUCACACGCAAAGGAAAGAUCAAGUAGGGAGAGCAACAUUUUUAUGUCUGUUUUCCUUGCCCAGCAAUAAAUGUUUUAACAGAUGCUCAUGACCUCGUUAAUUUUUGUAAAGUCAGGAAAAAAGAGAAUGAGAUACUGAGGGAAUUUCCUCUAGAGCUUUAUUGUUUGGUCUAGAAGCAAUUAAACAGGUGCAGAGAUGUUUCCAAGUCACAGCAAUCUCCUGGUCUGGCCGUUAGCAGACUUUGCUUCCUUGAUUGUGAUUUAAUUUAUGGAUUCAAUUAAAAUAUCAGCAUUUUUAUUGAUAAAUAAAAGCGUUGAAGGAAGCUGCUGGUUACAGAGAUUUGUGCUCCAUGUUGCUCCCCUCGCCCCUUUCCUGCUCAGCUCUAGGAGCAGAGCUGGCUCUUUAGGAAAAGGUCCUCCCAGUUUUCUCCACUUGCCUUCAGGUCCAGCAUCAGCUUGGAUUUAAAAGUUUAAAAAAUGGAGAAAUGCUCCAAUUCAAGUCAGAGCGAGGAAAUUCACUUGGCUGUCUCUAAAUGAACCCAAGUGCAGAGCCAAAUUAGUUCCAUCCCAAGGAAGGAAUGUGGUGCAGAGCCGAGGAAGGAUGAGGGAGCAUUCCCCCUUGGACAGCCCUAGCCCACCCAACCCUCUGCUCCCAGCGCUGAUUGAGGAGCUGGAGUGUGCUAGAGCCUGUUACCAAACAAACUCCUCACACAAAUUAGAUUUCGGGGAGGAAUCCUUCCCCGUGAGGGUGGGCAGGCCCUGGCACAGGUGCCCGGAGCAGCUGUGGCUGCCCCUGGAUCCCUGGCAGUGCCCAAGGCCAGCUUGGAGCAGCCUGAGAGGGUGGAAGGUGUCCCUGGCCAGGGCUCCUGGGCACAGAUGCUGCCAGCAAAGCACCUGCUUUUCAGCUCCCCGUGUCUGUGAGACUGGGCCCACUGAAGUCACAGAUGUCACUGAGUAUGUCCCUCUUCCUCAGAGCCAUGCCUGGAAUGGGGCAGCUCGGGUGAUGACAGCAGUCAGCAGGAAGCAGCAGUAAAGCCCAUGCUGGAGAGAAUCAAAGGCUGUGUUUGCCUUUUCUCAGAGCUGUUUGAUCUUCUUCUCUUACCUUUGCACCUGCUACACGAGAGCUGGGAACAGGCAGCUGACAGUGGGGCUUGGGGAAGGAAGAAGAAAUGGGGCUGGACACCCUCCCCGCCCCGCUGAGCCCUGCAAAAUCCAUGGCACAGGGAUCCUCAAGUGGGCUUGGGCAAGACAAAGGUCCUGGCCUAAAUACAGCCCCUGAGCAAAGCAGGUGACCGCAAGGAGGGGUGGCACUGAGGAGAGGAGACACAAGGGGAAAUGAUCCCGAGGAGGGAUGAUCCCAAGGAUUCACACAACUCUUUCCCAGCAGUGUGACGCCAGGUUCCUGCAGGGCACUACAGCAGGAAGCUGUCUUGUAUUUACAUGUAAGAAUGUGAGCCUAAAUCUGACCAGUGAUAUGUCAGCACCAGGAAUUAGUCAUAGACUUGUUUGGGAAAUUACAGCCAACUAGGAAAUAGAAACAACAACAAAAAAAGACGUUUAUUUCUAGGGUAUUUAAAACCUCGGCAGUCGGGGCUGGAGCAGCAUCUCUGCUCCCUCCAGCUCUCAUCCCUCCCUCACACAUCCCUCUGGCUCCCUACGACAGAGGAGCAGCCGCCGUGGGGAAGAUGAGCUGCAACAGGUAUCCCAUGGAUGUGAAGGCUGUGGGCUUCAUGCAGUGCAGAAAACAGAAGAACUACAUGAUGUUUGUGUCCUGGUCAGAUCAGAACAACAUUCUCAUCUAUAGGACGUUUGAAGACUUUAAGAAAUUCCAUAAAGAGCUGAAGAGAAAAUUCCCCACGGAGAGUGGGUCACUGAGGAGUUUACCCAGGUUUAAAGGAAUAACUAUGCAGCAGAGGAAGGGUGGGAAGCUGAACAGGUGCCUGGAGAUCCUGAAACUGCUGGAAACGUAUUCCCAGGAGCUGCUGAAGACUGAUGUGAAAAUCUCCCGGGGUGAAGAGGUCAAUCAGUUUUUCAAGGCACAGACUCAAGACCUCGAUCCCUCCUUCCCUGAAAACAGUGUUGUGAUCAUGCCAUCAGUAUUCAGAAGGGAGAAGAGCCCCCAGCCCCUGUCCAUCACCCUCCCUCAGGCGUCGCAGAGCUACCGCUGCAUCGAGGCCUUCGAAACCAAAGACACAAAGAACAAACCCUUCACAGUGGCUCAGAAGGAGAUUGUGGAAGUGCUCAUCAAGGACAUGACUGGCUGGUGGCUGGUGGAAAAUGCAGACAAGCAGAUAGCCUGGUUCCCAGCCUCGUACCUGGAAGAGCUCGAUGCCUGUGAGGACAUCCAGAAUGCCUUCAGCUCAAACGAGGAGGGCAGCCUGUACUUUGUGGUGCAGGCCUACGAGGCUCAGAAGGCAGACGAGCUCUCGCUGAACCAGGGGGUGGUCGUGGAGGUGCUCAGGACAUCCCACGACGGCUGGUGGCUGAUCCGGUACAACGGCUGCACCGGCUACAUGCCCUCGCUGUGCCUCCGGCCCUACCAGAACCCUCACCACAAGCUCCAGACCAUGCUGAGCUGCGGGCUCAGGGUCUGCAGCCCGAGCCCCCGCUCCCCGCAGCCGCACGGCAGAUCCCGCUCUCUGCCCCGGGCCAGCUCCACCCCGCAGCUGGAUUUGGAUUUGCAUUUGGAUUUGGAUUUGGACAGCUCCUCGCUGAGCUCGGGCAGCAGCAGCAGCGCCGGGGACGCCCGGCUGGCCUGGAAAGCCGACUUGUCGCGGUCCCUGCCCGAGGUGGAGCCGGCCCGGAGCUCUCCUGGCCCGAGCCGCGGGCACGGCAGCAAAUCCCCGCAGCUCAGUGCGAGAGACAGGAACGACUCCGGCUUCGUGGAGAGCUCCGCGGCCGAGCUGCCCCUCGCUGAGCCGGAGCUGGCCGCGGGUGUCCCCAAGGUGCCAGCCCGGCCCUCAGCGCAGGAGAUCCUGCAGCGGUGCAGCACCGUCACCAAGCGCGCCCUGCAGCGGUCGGCUCCCCGGCCCGGCCUCCCGGUCCCCAGCCGCUCCCCGGCCGGCAGCAGUGGCCCUGGGGAGGAGGGGACACGGGGACAGCCCUGACACCCCGCUCGCUGCAGUCCCCUGGGAGCCGUGGGCAGCGGCUCCGGAGCGUCAGGGCUUGGGACUGUCCCUUCCUGAGGGACACACAACACAUCCAUCAUCUGUGGAGAGUCAGGUUUGGGACUGUCCCUUCCUGAGGGACACACAGACACAUACAUAAUCUGUGGAGAGUCAGGUUUGGGACUGUCCCUUCCCGAGGGACACACACACACAUCCAACACCUCCGGAGUGUCAGGUUUGGGACUCUCCCUUCCUGAGGGACACACACACACAUCCAACACCUCUGGAGUGUCAGGUUUGGGACUCUCCCUUCCCGAGGGACACACACACACAUCCAACACCUCUGGAGUGUCAGGUUUGGGACUGUCCCUUCCUGAGGGACACACACACACAUCCAACACCUCUGGAGUGUCAGGUUUGGGACUCUCCCUUCCCGAGGGACACACACACACAUCCAUCACCUCUGGAGUGUCAGGGCUUGGGACACCAGGAUCAGCUGGCACAGCCACCGUGGAAGGCAAAGGAGUGGCACCAGAGUGCCUCAGUGACCCCUGGCACCCUGAGCUAGUCACCAAACUAGGGGGAUGGGAUGUGUGAUGGCAGUUACUGAACCCCCGAUUUUAUAGAUAUUUUUGACUUUUGAUGUGGGAUUGGGGUUUUUUUUAUAGGUUAGUGGAGAGGCCAUGAAAUACAGGGAUGGGCUGGAUCUGCUGAAUGGUUGUGAGAAUAAAAAACCUGCUGGGGAGGAACCUCAUCCCUGUUCCCUCCAGCCACAUCUGUGCAGGCACAGGAACACAACCAGGGCAGUCACAGCUUGUGUCCCACCUGGGGAUGGGAACAGAGGUCACUUUUAUGGACAAAACAUUCCUCUUUCCAGGGGACUGGGUAGUUACUGAAACUCACAACAAUUCUAAUCCUAAACUCAUUUGCUAGAAAUUAUUUAGGAAAAGAUUUAUAGGAAAUUUAAGACUUUUCUCUACAUUGAUGGCUUUAAUUGUACUUAUUCUCCCAGGUAUCUGUUAAUAUUUUUAUAAUGAACUUGUGAGUUAUUUGUGUUGUUUGAAUUUUAUACAUUUGUGUCUAUGAAAUAAAAUACAUGUAAAUAUCUCUGAA